Messenger RNA from Lolium rigidum, 1656 nucleotides. RefSeq names its product probable WRKY transcription factor 9. Gene Ontology annotation, biological process: regulation of DNA-templated transcription. The coding region runs from base 1 to 1656 and encodes 551 amino acids. The record is from RefSeq and is a predicted model, not a curated record. The transcript is spliced from 5 exons. Lineage: Eukaryota; Viridiplantae; Streptophyta; Magnoliopsida; Poales; Poaceae. Gene Ontology annotation, molecular function: sequence-specific DNA binding; DNA-binding transcription factor activity.
AUGUCAUCUUCUAAGAGGAAGAGGGAGGCAAUAGAUCUCGAGAGGAGGGACGACGCCGAUGGUAGUGGAGGCCAUCGCCGGGCCGAAGAUGGCCCGGCAGCGGAGAAGAAGGGACAAGUCAAGCCAGGAGAGGCACCAUCCGAAGAGGUGGUUGAAGCGGUUGUGGACCGGGGAGAAGACGGCUCCAAGGAGGAGAUCAAAUAUGGUACUCCACAAGGAGGGGUGAUGGAGGAGGACAAGCAAUCAGCUGCUGACAACCGCGGCGGCGACGAGGAGAGCGAUGAUCAGACUGGCGAUGAUGCAGUUGGAACUCGCGCAGAAGACAAGCACAUGGUAGAGGCGGCUCCCGGCGAUCAUAACCAUACCGCCAUGGCGCGCGACGAGCUGAGCACGAUGCAGGAGGAGAUGGAGAAGAUGAAGGAGGAGAACAAGAUGCUCCGGCUAGUCGUCGACCAGACCGUGCGCGAGUAUAACGAUCUGCAGACCAAGCUGGCAGCCUACCAGAAGCAGCCGGCAGAUGAGCCUAAGGAACCCGAGGUGUUCCUCACCCUCGGAGGCACGACGCCCGCCACCGGCGGCUUAACCGCGGAGGCGAAGAGCAAGGCGGAUCAGGCGGCGCGGCGAAGACCUUCGGCGGGAAGCGACGAAACGGACGACCGCGGUGAGGGUCUAGGGCUGUCCCUCACCCUCGGCGGCGCGUCGUCGUACGAGGAGGAUGCAAGGCACGACGGUGGCGCGGCACUGGACAUCGUCAGCGAUGGCAGGGAAAGGAGUUACGCGCUGCUGGAGAGUAGCAAGAUGCAUUCCCCGGCACCCCCGGUCGCCGAAGACCUCGCCGCUGCCGGAAUCGGCAGCCAGGGCGGCGUCAACCCUGCCAACCGCAAGACUAGGGUUUCCGUGCGCGUCCGGUGCCAAGGCCCCACCAUGAACGAUGGGUGCCAAUGGCGGAAGUAUGGGCAGAAGGUCGCCAAAGGGAACCCGUGCCCGAGAGCCUACUACCGGUGCACCGUCGCGCCGGCGUGCCCGGUGCGCAAGCAGGUACAGAGAUGCCAGGACGACAUGUCGAUCCUCAUCACGACGUACGAGGGCACGCAUAACCACCCGCUCCCAGUCGGCGCCACCGCCAUGGCCUCCACGGCCACCUCCGCCUCCGCAGCCACCUUCAUGCUGCUCUCCAGCACCAGCUCCGACGCAGCUGUCUCCGGUGGACCUCCGCCGUCCUCCUCCUCCUCCUACCUCAGCCCCUACAUGCAGCACAACUCAGCCUCUCACUCUCACUACCACUCAUCGGCCGCAAUGGCCGGCAGCGGUUCGCAGCACCUCAACCUGUUCGGCCAUUCGUCUGCCCUUGCCGUUCAGCAAGGACCGCACCUAAAGUACCCGUGGCCUCCGAACCCUUCGCACGGCAGUAGUGCGGUUGGGUUGGGAGGGGGCAAGAGGCCAUUCUGGAGCACCGGAGGCGUCAACGACGCCAGGCCGGCGGCGUUUCCCGAGAAUGCUGGCACGGUGGCGUCGGACCAAAAUAGGUUCUCCGCGGCAGUCGCCGCCGCGAUCAACAACUUAACGGGGAAAGACGGGCAGGUGACGGGAGGCAACAAAGAGGGGGAGAGUAGCAACAAGUGGGGGGUGAUUGAAUCACUUCCACCCCAUGACUAG